AAAAUUUUACUACAUCACACUGCUGAGAGACCCUGUAUCUCGUUACCUCAGUGAAUGGCGUCACGUCCAACGAGGAGCUACUUGGAAGACCUCCUUGCACAUGUGUGAUGGCAGGACACCGACUCCUGAAGAGCUGCCAUCGUGCUAUGAAGGCACAGACUGGUCGGGCUGCACACUGCAGGAGUUCAUGGAUUGCCCAUAUAAUUUGGCCAACAACCGCCAGGUGAGGAUGUUGGCUGACUUGAGCUUGGUGGGCUGCUACAACAUGUCCUUCAUCCCAGAGAACAAGCGAGCACAGAUCCUGCUGGAGAGCGCAAAAAAAAACCUCAAAGACAUGGCUUUCUUUGGCCUGACAGAGUUCCAGAGAAAAACUCAGUACCUGUUUGAGAGAACUUUUAACCUGAAAUUCAUCCGGCCCUUUAUGCAGUACAACAGCACCAGGGCAGGGGGGGUGGAGGUGGAUAAUGACACUAUCCGCAGGAUCGAGGAGCUCAAUGACUUGGACAUGCAGCUCUAUGACUAUGCAAAGGACCUUUUCCAACAGCGCUACCAGUACAAACGGCAGCUGGAGAGGAUGGAGCAGAGGAUAAAGAAUCGGGAAGAAAGGCUUCUUCACCGGUCCAAUGAAGCACUUCCCAAGGAAGAGACCGAAGAGCAAGGACGUUUGCCCACUGAGGACUACAUGAGCCAUAUUAUAGAGAAGUGGUAGCCUAGGCAGACUUUUAUAUUAAUGAUAAUUCUAGGGUUUCCAUACAAGAGAUCAUGGAAGUAAAA
Messenger RNA from Acanthisitta chloris (rifleman), 774 nucleotides. It is a transcript of the gene HS6ST1, whose product is annotated as heparan sulfate 6-O-sulfotransferase 1. Gene Ontology annotation, cellular component: membrane. The annotation marks the transcript as partial. The record is from RefSeq and is a predicted model, not a curated record. Gene Ontology annotation, molecular function: heparan sulfate 6-sulfotransferase activity. NCBI's taxonomy places the organism in Eukaryota, Metazoa, Chordata, Aves, Passeriformes, Acanthisittidae. The transcript has a single exon.